AUGUCUGAGUCACCUGAACAAAAUACUGAAGUUAAACCAGAAACUAAUGCUGUUUCUCCAGAAGUCAAAUCUGAAACUCACAUCAACUUGAAAGUCUCAGAUGGUCAAUCCGAAAUUUUCUUCAAGAUUAAAAGAACCACCCCAUUGAAAAGAUUGAUGGAGGCAUUUGCAAAGAGACAAGGUAAAGAAAUGGAUUCUUUGAGAUUCCUGUAUGAUGGUGUCAGAAUUCAAGCUGAUCAAACCCCUGCCAUGCUUGAUAUGGAAGAUAAUGACCUAAUUGAAGCUCAUAGAGAACAAAUUGGUGGUUUCGCUGCAAUGGAAUAA
Messenger RNA from Arxiozyma heterogenica, 324 nucleotides. RefSeq names its product SUMO family protein SMT3 (gene SMT3). Gene Ontology annotation, biological process: protein sumoylation. The transcript has a single exon. Bases 1 to 324 code for a protein of 107 amino acids. The record is from RefSeq and is a predicted model, not a curated record. Gene Ontology annotation, molecular function: ubiquitin-like protein ligase binding; protein tag activity. Gene Ontology annotation, cellular component: septin ring; nucleus. Lineage: Eukaryota; Fungi; Ascomycota; Saccharomycetes; Saccharomycetales; Saccharomycetaceae.